GUGCGGACGGGUCAGGAGCGUAGAGGCGGCGGCAAAAUGGCGGCGCCUGAGGAGCAGGAUCUAACUCAGGAGCAGACCGAGAAGCUGCUGCAGUUUCAGGAUCUGACUGGCAUAGAGUCCAUGGAGCAGUGUCGCCUUGCUUUGGAGCAGCAUAACUGGAAUAUGGAGGCUGCAGUCCAGGACAGACUGAAUGAGCAAGAGGGUGUACCGAGUGUUUUCAAUCCACCUCCAUCCCGACCCCUACAGGUUAAUACAGCUGAUCACAGGAUCUACAGCUAUGUUGUCUCAAGACCACAACCAAGGGGGCUGCUUGGAUGGGGUUAUUACUUGAUAAUGCUUCCAUUCCGGUUUACCUAUUACACGAUACUUGAUAUAUUUAGGUAUGCACUUAACGAUGCCAAGCGGGAACUUCGGUUUCUUUUGGUUUAUCUUCAUGGAGAUGAUCACCAGGACUCCGAUGAGUUCUGCCGCAACACGCUCUGUGCACCUGAAGUGGUCUCACUAAUAAACAGCAGGAUGCUUUUUUGGGCUUGUUCUACAAACAAACCUGAGGGGUACAGGGUUUAUAUUCUUGGUGGCUGCUGCUGUCCCACUCAGGAAGAAAGGAACCAGACCCAAGUGCUGAGACAACAACAAGAUGAAGCCUAUCUGGCUUCUCUCAGGGCAGACCAGGAGAAAGAAAGGAAAAAGAGAGAGGAACGAGAGAGGAAACGCCGAAAGGAGGAGGAGGUGCAGCAGCAGAAGCUGGCAGAGGAGAGGAGGCGGCAGAACUUACAGGAGGAAAAGGAAAAAAAGUUGGAAUGCCUGCCUCCUGAGCCAUCCCCAGAUGACCCUGAAAGUGUCAAGAUCAUUUUCAAGUUACCCAAUGAUACCAGAGUAGAGAGACGGUUCCAUUUUUCACAGUCUCUAACAGUCAUCCAUGACUUCUUAUUCUCCUUGAAGGAAAGCCCUGAGAAGUUUCAGAUUGAAGCCAAUUUUCCAAGACGGGUCCUGCCGUGUGUCCCUUCAGAGGAAUGGCCCACCCCUCCCACACUGCAGGAGGCAGGACUUGGCCACACAGAAGUUCUCUUUGUUCAGGACCUGACAGACGAAUGACACUUUUAUGCCUCCUCCCUCCCACCCUAAUCCCUGAAAGAAAUGGAAAAACAAAGAGAACAAGAGAUAAAUUCAUAAUAUUAUUAUUAUAAUACAAUAUUUUUUUUAAGAAAACUGCUGCAUCCUAAGGAAGGAUCAGAAACCAUGCUGCCUGCAAAAGUCACAACCUGUGUGCGUGUGCAAGGUCAGCAGUGAACAUACCUGCUCGGCAGACUCGCCUUCCCGCAGCCUCACCACACACCUUCCAGAGAAGAGACUUCUCCCUCAACCCAUCCAUUGUCCCGAGUGGGGAAGGAGACAUUCCCACGGUCUCUCAUUCAUUCUUGCUUUUAUAGAAAACACAGAUGGAAACCUCUACCAACCAGCUACAGCAGCAUCUCCUGAGGACGAGGGGAAGCGAGGAUGGAACAGACUGCCCACAGUUUACGAAUAACUCUGUUUCUGUUUGUUUUGUAAUGAUAAUGACCAAAGGAAUGAGGCUGACUUAGGUGUAUUUUUUUUUUCCUUGAAUUUAUUUGGUAAAGAGCCAAUGCCCUGGGUUCCUUAGCCCAAGGUAAUGUAAUAAAGGUGCCCUGGGCUACCUUGCGCUUACUUCUGCCAUUGCUCCUCUCAUGUUCCCAGAGAGGUCAUUUGUUUGGUACAGUUCUGCCACUUGUGUAUCCUGUUUCAAACAAUGAGAGGAAUUCUGGGUUUGUGACCCACAGAGGCUGUAUGUGUACAGUUUACACCUGUGUGUGGGGUGUGUACUCACCUUUACACAGAACUGCAGUUCUUUGGCAUCUGUACCAGGUGGUGGUGAGGGGUCUGGUUCCCUUGGCACAUGCUGCUCUUUCCCAGUUUUCCUAACUCACCAAGCUUGGUGCCUUUCCAAAGGAGUAGUGGGACCCAUCCUUGGGCCGCCAUUCACCCGCGUCCACCCGUCCUGUUCAGUUCAAGUGUGAUAGUGAUGUUUUAAACACUGCAGCUCUGGGAGGCACAGGCAGGCGGAUCUGUGAGUUUCAGGCCAGCCAGAGCUACAAAGUGAAACCCUGUCUCCACAGGGGAAAUGGGACUUCCCAGCCUGUGUGAGCCUUGAGAAGAAGGGCACAUUCACUUUCUGAUGAGGCUGCGUACCAGAGGCAGCUCCUAGCCUUCCUCCUUUGCCAUGGUGAAGCAACAGGAGCUUUUUCCCCCUUCUUCUAAACAUCUCGUCUGUGGUUUAGUUUAUGGUAGUGGCUACAUAGUGAAGCUGUGCAUUAACACAUGCCAAUGUGCACUGACAAGGAUUCCUAAGUGCGGGCUAGCUACACUGGUAACAGACUGACACACUGCAGCCCCGUGGAGUCCCCGUGGUCAUUAUAUACCACGAGACAAGGCAUUCCAGUCAAGGGAAAGCAUGGCUUGUGUUGUCACCUCCAGAAGCCCCUCCUAACUAGAGCAACGGCCCUCCGUGGCUUCCACUGUUAGAGUAGGCGUGGUGAGGAUGGCUUGCAGAGUCCCUGGAAAACCCCAGAAUGUCCUGUGGCCUUAGCACAGGGCUCUACAUUCUACCUUAGGAAACAUUAGCUCCAUUUGCUGUCUGCCAUAGCAGGUGAGAAACCGCUCCUGAUGCCAGAACUGCAGUGAUGGGACUGGAUGGCCCUCAGAUGAAGUCUGUCUUGGUGACAGCUAUGCAGAGGGACUUUUCCACCUGGAGCAGCCUCCCUCUCAGUUUGUAGUCGCUGUCUGUCUGCCUGGCACACAGCUGUUCUGUGGAAGUCUCUUGCUCACACCUGCUUGAGGAUGCUCCGAUUUUCCCCCUUAAUCUCAUUCUGUAAUGUAUAUAUUCUAUGCUUCUUGCCUUUUGAAAACUACAAAAUGAUAACUAGGUGCCAGAGUACUAAAGCAAGGGCCCUUCCUGCUUCCCACUCUCAAACAGUGGGUGAGUACCACCACCCCGGGGCUGUGGCUCUAUGGUAUCUGUAAGACGGUUCAUUUUCUUGCUGCUCCUAGUUCUGUCUGGGUGCCAUUUCCCCUCUUUCUACAAGAAAUAUGAAUUUGACUUUUGUCCCU
Microtus ochrogaster (prairie vole) is the source of this 3126-nucleotide messenger RNA. RefSeq names its product Fas associated factor family member 2 (gene Faf2). Gene Ontology annotation, cellular component: endoplasmic reticulum. Bases 37 to 1095 code for a protein of 352 amino acids. Gene Ontology annotation, molecular function: ubiquitin binding. The transcript is spliced from 10 exons. The record is from RefSeq and is a predicted model, not a curated record. Gene Ontology annotation, biological process: ERAD pathway. NCBI's taxonomy places the organism in Eukaryota, Metazoa, Chordata, Mammalia, Rodentia, Cricetidae.